AUGGCGUCUUUUGCAACCGUAGCCGUCGUGAAACCAUCCGCGGCCGUAAAGGGCCUCGGCGGCAGCUCACUCGCCGGAGCUAAGCUCUCCAUCAAGCCUUCCCGUCUGAGCUUCAAACCCAAAUCCAUCAGAGCUGGUGGUGUGGUGGCUAAGUAUGGAGACAAAAGUGUAUACUUUGACUUAGAAGAUUUGGGAAACACAACAGGUCAAUGGGACUUAUACGGCUCUGACGCUCCUUCUCCAUACAACCCUCUUCAGAGCAAGUUCUUUGAGACAUUCGCUGCACCAUUCACAAAGAGAGGAUUGCUCCUCAAGUUCUUGAUUAUUGGAGGAGGCUCUUUGCUUACUUAUGUCAGUGCUUCGUCCACCGGCGAAGUUCUUCCUAUCAAGAGAGGUCCUCAGGAGAAGCCUAAGCUCGGUCCUCGCGGCAAGCUCUGA
Microthlaspi erraticum is the source of this 438-nucleotide messenger RNA. NCBI's taxonomy places the organism in Eukaryota, Viridiplantae, Streptophyta, Magnoliopsida, Brassicales, Brassicaceae. The record is from the annotation of a GenBank genome assembly.